Molecule: messenger RNA, 2028 nt
Organism: Branchiostoma belcheri (Belcher's lancelet)
Lineage: Eukaryota; Metazoa; Chordata; Leptocardii; Amphioxiformes; Branchiostomatidae
Product: protein-S-isoprenylcysteine O-methyltransferase-like
Exons: 5
Coding region: 185-1027 (280 amino acids)
Biological process (GO): C-terminal protein methylation
Cellular component (GO): endoplasmic reticulum; membrane
Molecular function (GO): protein C-terminal S-isoprenylcysteine carboxyl O-methyltransferase activity
Source: RefSeq, a predicted model, not a curated record
CAGUGUGUAGGAGCUAUGAUGACUAUUUCUUCCGUUUUCAUGACUUUCUUCACUUCCUACAUCUUAAAUGUAAACAUUUCUUUGGUCGACAGGAAGAAGUGCUUAUUCAGAACUACCUAUGUAGUCAGCGGGUGGGUAGUGAUUCCUCAGUAGUGGCGGGAUUGUUUACGACGGAAGCUUUGGGAUGAUACUGGAACAGCGGGUGGCGUGCACCUGUUUCGCCCUGGGCGCGGGGGUCGUGCUGGUACCGUUGAUCACGCACUUCCACCUUCGGGAGUUGUCGGACCUGAGCCCGUACGGUGCCGCUCUGUACAUCGCUGUGGUUAACGGGGUUUUACUGUUCAUGUGCAGGGGAUAUCUGUAUCAGGUUGGUAUCCGUGCAUGUGGUCUGGGCCUGGCGUUCGGCCUGGGUCUGUGGCUGAGUGUGAGCACGGUGCAGUGGUACAUGUUCGGCUGGUACAUGUGUGCCCUCAGCUUCUUCCACUUCUCCGAGUUCAUCGUCACCGCGACCUACAACCCCGAGUCUCUGUCUCUGGACUCCUUCCUGCUGAACCACAGUCUGGAAUACGGUCUGGCGGCCGUCGCCAGCUGGGUGGAGUUUGGUCUGGAGGCGUGGCUAUUACCAGACAUGAAACAAGUGCCAUUUCUGCACUAUGCUGGCCUGCUGUUGGUGGUAGGGGGUGAGUUUCUGCGGAAAGCUGCUAUGUUGACGGCCAAGUCCAACUUUAACCACAUCGUACAGAGUAAAAAAGCAGACAGCCACACACUAGUGACCCACGGAGUGUACCAGCUCUGCAGACAUCCCGCGUAUGUCGGCUGGUUCUAUUGGAGUUUAGGAACACAGGUGCUACUAUGUAACCCCGUGUGUGUUAUCGGCUACACCUGGGCGUCGUGGCAUUUUUUCCGGGAGCGAGUAGAAGACGAGGAAGUGACGCUGCUAAACUUCUUCGGGGAGCAGUACCUGGACUACAUGCAGCGUGUCAGCACCGGGCUGCCCUUCAUACACGGCUUCAAGGUCAACUUCUAGAGAGUCGUAGCCCGGGUGCCAGCCCUUACCGCAAAUGAGAGAUAAACCCUUCGGCCAGGGAAGCCAUACGCCCCGACGACCCCGAUUUGCGCCCUGGCUCUAAUUAUCUCUUCGCGUGAAAGAUAAAGGGUUUGGGGCAGCCUGGGCUUGGGUGGCGGAUACAGUAAAGGACAUUAGGGCUUCUUUCCACAAAAAAAUCCAUCGCUGGCACCCAGGCUAAGAGAUAUGUACAACCAAUGAACUGUCAAGAGAUGGACCUACGCAAAAUUUUUGGCCAAAACGAGUCCCCUUUUGUUUUUCUGUCAGAUGGCAAAUUGCGGAUACAUGUUACUGCAAAGGUGGAUCAAAUGUGCCAGAUGUCUACAUGUAUCUAUAUUCAGGGUUGGUAAUCUCCCUGAUGUAGAUUGGUUCUUUUACAACAGUAAUCAUUUGUUAGCCUGGGUGCCAUCCUCCGUAGUUUCCGCUGUCUCCCUAGUGUUGCUGGCCACCACAGAGUCUGGACUUGCUGAUAUCCAUAACCUCUGGUGAGGAUGUCACAUACAUGUAAUUCAAGCAACGACAUUAUAAGGAGCUGGCAGAAACUAUGGUGGAUGACACCAAGGAUAAUCAUUUUGUGUAAAUUCAUUAUCAAGGAUGCAGUGGAGCUUUGUAGAAAGUUGUAGGGCGUUUGUUUUAUAUCUUAGAUGAUUUAAGUUCUAAAUUAAUGUGUACUGUUUAUAAACCAUGGAAUCAAGUUUGAAAAUAAUCAUGGACUAUUGUGUUUCAAUCAUCAAAUAUGCAGUGUCACUUAGAAACUGGCAAGAUUGCUGUUUCUAUGUCAUUCUGAACUAAGUUCUUCAGUAUGCACUAACAUCCUUGGGAUGUAGUUAUAUGGUAUAUAAAGAUUCUUAUAUAUAUAUCAAAGAAACAGUUGCGAACAUAUCACUCGUGUUCAACUAUGAUCUUGUUUUCUAUGUUCUCGAAGUGUGCUGGAACAUAUAGAUAUCCAUUUAGUAUAACGU